AUGGAGGGAAAAACCCAUGAGGAAGAGGAUCAAAUCGUGACUCCAUGGGAAGUAACCGCCGAAAAGGGCGGCAAAAUCGACUACGACAAGCUUAUCGACAAGUUCGGCUGCCAGAGGAUCGACCAGACGCUCGUUGAUCGCGUCGCCCGCCUCACGCGCCGACCUCCUCACGUCUUCCUCCGCCGCGGCGUCUUCUUCGCCCAUCGGGAUUUGAGUGACGUCCUCGAUGCUUACGAAAGAGGGGAGAAGUUUUAUCUCUACACGGGCCGUGGCCCCUCAUCGGAGGCACUGCAUUUGGGCCAUCUUGUGCCCUUCAUGUUCACAAAGUAUCUGCAGGAUGCAUUUAAGGUCCCGCUUGUGAUACAACUAACAGAUGAUGAGAAAUGUAUGUGGAAGAAUUUAACCGUGGAGGAAAGCCAGAGACUUGCCCGUGAAAAUGCUAAAGAUAUAAUUGCUUGUGGUUUUGAUGUUGCAAGGACGUUUAUAUUUUCUGAUUUUGAUUAUGUUGGAGGUGCCUUCUACAAGAACAUGGUCAAGAUUGCAAAAUGUGUGACUUACAACAAGGUAGUUGGUAUAUUUGGGUUCACUGGUGAAGAUCACAUUGGAAAAGUGAGCUUUCCGCCUGUUCAGGCAGCUCCGUCUUUCCCAAGUUCUUUUCCACAUCUGUUCGCUGGUAAAGAUAAAAUCCGUUGCUUGAUUCCAUGCGCAAUUGACCAGGAUCCUUACUUCAGAAUGACACGGGAUGUUGCUCCUCGAAUUGGCUAUCACAAGCCUGCUUUGAUUGAGUCGUCCUUCUUUCCAGCUCUUCAGGGAGAGACUGGAAAAAUGUCGGCCAGUGAUCCAAAUUCUGCUAUAUAUGUCACUGACUCUGCCAAGGACAUUAAAAACAAGAUAAACAGAUAUGCAUUCUCUGGUGGGCAAGAUUCAAUAGAGAACCACAGGAAGUACGGAGCAAACCUUGAGGUAGAUAUUCCGAUUAAGUAUCUCAGCUUUUUCUUGGAGGACGAUAGUGAACUUGAGCACAUCAGAACAGAAUACGGUGCAGGGCGUAUGCUAACAGGUGAAGUGAAAAAACGGCUUAUUGAAGUUUUGACCGAACUGGUCGAAAGACAUCGCAGGGCACGAGCUGCUGUGACAGAUGAGAUGGUCGAUGCAUUCAUGGCGGUCAGGCCACUUCCCAAUAUGUUCAGCUGA
Messenger RNA from Striga hermonthica, 1194 nucleotides. The record is from the annotation of a GenBank genome assembly. Lineage: Eukaryota; Viridiplantae; Streptophyta; Magnoliopsida; Lamiales; Orobanchaceae.